AUCAAACAACCACCAAUACCUUACCGACCGUCACAGCGCUAGCAUAUUAACAAAUAACCCGAUAACAGUUAUAAUUUUCUUAACUUGUGUAAGUGGUUAUUCCUUCGACGCUUCUUCAAAUUGCAAGGAUCUUAACUUCAGAAUGAAGGUUUUAAUAUUCUGCAUGGCCUUUGCGGCUGUGACGCUGGCGAUGCCGGUCGCUGAGGAAAAACCUGUGGCGCCUGUUGCAGCUGAACCAGCCCCAGUAUCCAAAAUUGACGAAGUACAACCUCAAGUAAAAGCUGAUGACGCGGUUGUUGAAGAAAAAAAGCCUGAACAAACAGUAGACACUAAAGAGUCUGAAAAACCACAAGUACCCGAAGUUAAGAGUGCUCCGGUUGAACCGACACCUGAAGAAGUCAAGUCAGAAGCUUCUGUUCCAGCAGCUGUGGUCCCAGAUGUUAAGAUUGAAGCUCCUGAACCUAAAUCAGCAGCGCCUGUUGUUGCAGUUGAUUCAGAGUCUGAUGUUAAGCCAGUAGAGAAACAAUCUGAAGAAGCUAAGCCUGAAGAAAAAAAAGAUGAACCUCAAGUAAAAUCGGUAGUAGUUGAGGAAGUCAAACCAGCAACUGAAGCUAAGGUUGAUGAAGUCAAGGAGGUACCAUCUGUACCUGCACCUAAAUCCGCUUUACUCAAGGAAGCAAUUGAUGUCGUAGCAGCUGUCAAAAAUCCUGCUGCUGUCGCUGAUGAGAUUGUUGCCAUCUCUUCUCCUGAAAAGUCAGAAGAAGCAGUUCCAGCGACAAAGAAUGCCGAACCCAUUUCCGAUGAAAAAAAAGAAGAAACUCCCGUUCCAGCACUAAAAACUAGCCUUGCUGAAGAAAGCAAGCCAUCGGAAACUAAAACAGAGGAAAAACCAGAAAAUGUAGAGGUUCCAGCCACGGCACCUGUUGUAAAAGCAGCACCCGUUGAAAUCAAAUCUGGCGAUGCCAGUUCAGCUUCCGUCGACGAUUCAUUACGAGUAGUUCGCGACACCGUUGACGACAAAAAAGCAGUCGCAUCACCCGCUACAGAAGUCAAAGCGGCUGAACCAUCAGCGGCAGUAGAAGCACCGAAAGAAAGUGAAGAAGAAAAGAAACAAGAACCUAAGGCGGUCGAAACUGUAGUAGCGAGCCAGCCAGCCAAGGAAACGCCCGUCGCAGAGGCCGCAGUAGCCGCAGUAGUUGCACCGAAAUCUAGUGAAGCAGAAUCUAAAACUGUUAAAGAUGAGGAGAAGCCUGUAGGCGAUGCGCCAGCUGACAGCUCAGAGGAGAGCGCCGAGAGCAGUGAAAAGAAGGGCGAUAGCGCGGAAUCGUCAGAGGAGGUCGCCGACAAAAAGGGGAACGAGGGAUCCAAAUCUUAAAUUAGUGAAAUAAGCGCAGUUGGCGGUAGGCGUGUGUCGACAGCGAGCCUCGACACGCGCGUUCCGCCCGGCGAACCGCGUAAGAGUAGUCCCACGUGGCUGCGAUGGCGGUCGCCUACCCGCGUUCCUACGAACGCCACUCGACUAUUCAUUAGACCUAGAGACUUAUUUAAAUAGUUCAGCUGAAAUUACCUACGUUGUAAUUAUAAUUUCACGAAGUAAAUUAUCGAAUUUCCGGUAAUGUAAGAAAUAAACUACUUUUUAUAAUUA
Molecule: messenger RNA, 1645 nt
Organism: Papilio machaon (common yellow swallowtail)
Lineage: Eukaryota; Metazoa; Arthropoda; Insecta; Lepidoptera; Papilionidae
Gene: bnb
Product: protein bangles and beads
Exons: 2
Coding region: 143-1375 (410 amino acids)
Source: RefSeq, a predicted model, not a curated record